GGGUUCUACCAUGGCGUGAGGACCUGCUGCAGGGAGAUCAAGAAACGUAAGUCCUGAUACAAAUGCUGAAAAUGCACAUGAUGGGGAAUUUGUAGACUAUGGAAAUAAUAUAAUCCAAGCAGCCAGCAAGAGGCAUGCAGCAGAAGAGGAAAAUAUGCAACAACUACAUUUGUUUUUAUUGAAAGAUCAGGAAAAUAAACAGCCACAAGCACCAGCACGCCAUCCAGAAACACAAUAAAGCAAGAGACAAAAGAACACGAGCCUCCAAGCAUUUAUAGCAAACACUGCAGCUUCAUCCUCUAGGCAGCUGGAGAAUUGCUGCCUGAUUUUAUCAAGAUACUUUUCUAAAGCUAAGAAGGAAUCUCCUUGUGAAUCACCUGUGCAGAUGUGGAUCUACAGAGCAGGCAUGUCUCUUAACUCCGGAGACCAUCAUGAGCAAAUGCCCUCAAACACAGGCAGGAGCAGAGCUGUUGGGCCUAUCCAUAUUCAUCUCCACCAGGGCUUUCUACCUUCUGGUGAAGCACUUGGUUUCAUUGUGCUGUCUUCAAGGGAAACUCCCACUCCGCUGCACCAGGUACAACAAAGCAAAGCACAGCAGCAGCUCCAAAACCGAGUUCAAUCGGCUACCAUUAUUCAAGCAGCAUGGAGAGGCUACCAACUUCGAAGAGGGCUGCAAGAAAUGAACAAAGCCUCUGUCAAGAUUCAGGCAGCAUGGAGAGGCUACCAGGUUCGAAGGGAGCUGGAUGAAAUGAACAAAGCCGCUGUGAAGAUUCAGGCAGCUUAUCGAAGCCAUAGGACGCGGAAGGCAUUGCCCCUCGGGUUUUACAAUUGCUUAAGAGAUAAAAAGGCUGAGCUGGGUGGAAAGAAGAAAGAAGAAGAGGGAAUGAUGUUAGUGCUUGGAGUGCCUGGCACCCUGGAGUGCAACAUGUGGUGUGAGGAAAUCUCCCAUGCGCCAGCUGCUACCUUCAAAAUUGAGAGUCCAGCAGGUCGUUGCAGGGACAGACACGGUCCAAGCUCUGAUGUUAUUCCUAGGGCAGCUGUGUACAGUCCAGGGGUUUAUCUCACGCCCAUCAAAGCUGUGAACCAUGAAGACAAUUUACUUGCCUUUGAGAUUCUCCCAGCUGUGACAUCUGAACAGCAAGUCCAGAAUGCUGCAGAUAAAAUUCAGGCUGCGGGGAGAGAGCACCAAAGCACAGAAGAGCUUGAUAAAAUGGAAAGACCAGCUGAGAAGAAAUCAGAGCAGAACCUGGUCUUAGCGUACAGUUGUCAACUCAAACAAAACUUUUGUGAAAAUGUGCAAACUUCAGAUAUAUGCAGGAUCACUGGAGUGCUGAAAUGGGCUUCAAAGCCCAAAGACCCAUACCCCAAACAAAGCCUCACUGCGCAGUUAGAAAUGAAAAAGGGGAAAAAAGCAUCUGAUGCUGAGAGCAAAGCCCCAUCCAUCAGGAAGGUUGAAGUGCACACAGUGGUGAGGAACCUGGCAGCAUCCCAGCGAUGCCCCAUCUCCCUCCGCGUGUCCAGUCCCAACGGAACUGUGGAGUGCUCUCAGAGGGACAUGGCUAUGGGGCAGCUGCGUGGGCUGUACGCUGUCAGAGGAUGCGGGGGCUCGCAACCUGCUUAUGUCUCCAUCUGCAUCAGCGUGGUGCAAGCGGGAAGGAAGGCAGGAGGGAUCUCAGUGUGGUAGGAAAGCGUGGAGACCCAGCACCCUCCUCUCACAUCCUGUGCUCACAGAGCCUGGGCAUGGCUGAAACUCCCAUCCUGGUGCAGCUGGAUGCCAUCAGCCCUCACGCAGAUCUCCUGCUGCUGCCUGCUGUGGUCACAUCUCUCAAGGCAAGCUCCAAUCGCUGUCACAAACCGGUCCAAGCAGAAGCUCAAGAUUCGCGCAUCCUUUCAGAGCUCGUUAUUUAGCCCGGGGUACCCUUAUGCAACGCUGCAGCCGAAAGCCCAUCGCGCUAGGAGUCAGCUUUCACGCCACCGCACUGCUCUCUCGCAGCAGGCCCAAUAAACGCCGUGCAGCGGCCGUGCCCGUGUGCUGCGCUGCUGCGUCCCGCCUGGGAGCGGAGCUGGAGCGGCGCGGAACGGUGGGAGCAAAGCGUGGAGCGGGCGGGGAGAGGGGCCGAAAGGGAAGAGUCGAGACUUGGGGUAGCGGGAGGAAGCGGAGAAAGCGGCCGUCGUGCUGGGACGCUGCGGGAAAGAGUAGGGAUGCCGGGCUGCCUCCCAGGCAGUGCAGGUAUCUGCGCUGCUCUGCCGCCCGCUGCCGGCUCCAGCUUCGCGGUGUUGGAGUCUUGGGCCGUACCCCGAUGUCGGGGACAGGUUCCCUGACAGCUGUGGGAAAGCAAAGGCAAACCGUUGAGAAGGUUCAAGUUUCAUCCUGAUGCUUCAGAAAUUCUGUUAUCUCAGGGAUGGAGCAUCCACACAUCUCUCCCUUCCACAAGGUGUUGGAGAGGACAGCUGGAUGAAAGCUUGUAAACGGGAGGCACCUUCACCAAGCAAACACAAGACAAUGCAGUAUAUUACUCCCCAGUGCCCUUCUCUGGUUGUCAGACAACUCUGGCAGCCAGAGAUUAGGCAGGAGAGGGCCCUGUCUCUUGCUCAACCCAGUCAGUGGCUGGAGGAAAUGGUAAAGCAAACACACCGUCUUUCCUUCCAGCAGCCUCCAUGUAGUGUCUAAAGAGCCGGAUAGUAGGUUAUCUUCAUUACCUCCAAGCAGUGGGCUUCUUGGGCUGCACUGAAGACAAGCAUCUCUACAGCCUGCAGUACAGCAGUGUCUAACAGGGAAGUGCCAGAUGCAGUCCCAUCCAGUGACUAAGAUCAGCCCUGGAAGGUGAACACGGCAGGUCCAUUGCACUAACAGAGGGCCUAACUAACAAGAAGAACUAACUAACUAACAAGAAGAAAGUUUCUGGUAUCAUAGAAUCCUGGAAUACUAGAAUGGCUUGGGUUGGAAGGGACCUCAAAGCCCACCCAGCCCCAACCCCAUGCCAUGGGCAGGGCUGCCACUUGCCAGCUGAGACUGCCCAGGGCCCCAUCCAGCCUGGCCCUGAAUGCCUCCAGGGGGGGGUGGGGGGGGAAGGGGCACGCACAGCUUCUCUGAGCAGCCCAUUCCAGUAGUAGCAACAUGACUUUGAACCACGUUGACAUGGCAUCUUUUUCACUAGAGGAAGCUGAAUAACAUGAUGGGGUUACAGCUGCCAGUUAUCCAUGGACCUCAGAUGAGGCAAAUCUGAAUUAAACAGACUGCGACAGCACCAAAAUCUGUACCUUGCUGGAAAAGCACACUUCCCAUACAGAAGGCAGCAAGCAAGGAAACUCCUCUGGGUUAUGAAUGUGCAUUAGAGCAUGAGGACAAUCUCUGAGGAUAUGCAAACAGGAAUUGUUUUGUUUGUGGAGAGCAUAUAGGAAAACUGUGCCAGCACAGAGAUAGAAAGCAUCCAUCGGAGCAGAAAGCGUUUUAGGUCUGGAUGCAAACUAGAGUAAUUUUGCACUGCUCUCCCUUGAACCUGAAAAUUUUGGGGGCAAAAGAAAAAAAAAAAAAGCCUUUCUGCAGGCAGAGGUGGUGAAGUGAGUUUCAGUUGGAAAGAAAAACAGCAGUAGGGUGCAGGAGAUGAACCCAGAGAUUUACGGCAGGCUCUAAAGGAAGCUCAGCCCAAGGGCAUUGCUGCCAUUGCCACACACAGGGCUGGCGGCAGUGCGCGCCCGCAGCUGUGCUGGCCAGUGCUCUCUGUGGGCACUCCUGUGCUGCCUUGUGUGUGUGUGUGAUGAGACACAGAGUCAGAAAUCGGCCAUCUUACCACCUAUAAUGUUUUGCCACCCUCCCUCCCCCCCUCCACCUCCCUAUUUUUCUCUUGUAAAAUAGCCAUUAUACUGUGAAAAAAAUGAAUAAACUAAGUUAGCUCUUAAGGGGAGCCACCUCAUUUGUCAGACCUACAGAUACAGCUGGAGCAAACAAUCUGUCAGGCAUUUGGUGUGUUUUGGGGGCUGAUUUGCAGCCUGGUCUGGUUCUGGUUUUGUUGUUUUUUUUUUUUUUUCCCUACAGUAAUUGGCAGUAUCACAAAAUGCAUUUCUCCCCCUUAAACGCUUUGCCUCACUUUGAAUCCCAGACAGCGGUGGCUGUGGCCACCCGAAUUCCACCCCAAGCACAUCAGCCAGAGCUUAGGACCCAGAGCCCUGUUUUAGGCUUACUGGAUGUGACAGCUGAUGGAAAAUCAAUGAAGUGUGCUUUAGGGAGCGUCAUAAUGAUGCAAGAUGAGGCUCAAAAGGUGCCCGCAUGCCUUGCAGGCUCGGCUGUCUGCUUUAGGUUUUAACCAGAUUGUUUUAGCGCCCUACUAGGAUGAGAUCAAUUUGCCCAUGAAAAGAAAGGACUAUAUUUAAAGGAAAAGCUACAGCCGUGCCCAUGCUGUGUCUGAUGCUCUGUGUGCUGUGUUGGAGCCGUUCAGAUGUGGCUGCCCUUGGUUCGGUUGUGGAGAAUGAGGAUGCGCUCCUGAGACACUUAUUUCAAGGCUAUCAGAAAUGGGUCCGCCCCGUGGAAAACUCCAACGACACCAUCAAAGUCCUCUUUGGGUUAAAGAUAUCACAGCUUGUGGACGUGGAUGAGAAGAACCAGCUGAUGACGACCAACGUGUGGCUGAAGCAGGAAUGGAUGGACCACAAGCUCUCCUGGAAUCCAGAGGAAUAUGGUGGGAUCACUGCUAUCCGUGUCCCUUCUGAGUCCCUGUGGCUUCCCGACAUUGUUCUGUUUGAAAACGCUGAUGGACGUUUUGAAGGGUCCCUGAUGACCAAAGCCAUAGUGAAAUACAAUGGAGUGGUGACCUGGAUGCCACCAGCCAGCUACAAGAGCUCCUGCACGAUGGACGUAACCUUCUUCCCCUUCGACAGGCAGAACUGCUCCAUGAAAUUUGGGUCAUGGACAUAUGAUGGCAGUAUGGUGGACUUAAUUCUAGUGGAUGAAAAUGUAGACAGGAAAGACUUCUUUGAUAACGGGGAGUGGGAGAUCUUAAAUGCCAAAGGUAUGAAAGGCAACAGGAAGGAUGGGCUGUACUCUUACCCAUUUGUCACUUACUCCUUUGUGUUGAGACGCCUUCCACUGUUCUACACUCUUUUCUUAAUAAUCCCUUGCCUGGGAUUGUCUUUUCUAACUGUCCUGGUGUUUUACCUGCCCUCAGAUGAAGGAGAAAAGCUCUCAUUGUCCACUUCAGUUCUAGUGUCCCUCACUGUUUUCCUUUUAGUGAUUGAGGAAAUAAUCCCUUCUUCUUCCAAAGUCAUCCCCCUGAUUGGUGAGUAUCUCCUGUUCAUCAUGAUUUUUGUGACCCUCUCUAUCAUUGUGACUGUCUUUGUUAUCAACGUCCACCACCGCUCCUCAGCAACUUACCACCCCAUGGCCCCCUGGGUUAAAAGACUCUUCCUCCAGAAGCUGCCUCGGCUGCUCUGCAUGAAGGGACACGUAGACCGUUAUUCCUUCUCAGACACUGAGGAAAAGGAAACCACCUUGAAAUCAAAACUCCCAGGAAAACAGAAACACAAGCAAGCAAAAGAUGGAGAGAAAGUCGUGAUUGCCUUUCUGGAAAAGGCAGCUGAUUCCAUUCGGUACAUUUCCAGGCAUGUUAAAAAGGAGCACUUCAUCAGGCAGGUUGUCCAAGACUGGAAAUUUGUAGCUCAAGUCCUGGAUCGGAUCUUCCUGUGGUUAUUCCUGGUGGUGUCAGUGACGGGUUCAGUUCUCAUCUUCACCCCUGCAUUACAGAUGUGGCUGAACAGCACUUUGUAGAAAAUGCUCCCACGCUAACAUACAACAAGCCCAAUGACAUGGGAUGGUGGUGCCUUUGAGACCGGUCUCUGCUCUGCAGGAUGGGAAGCAGGCAAGAAGGUGAUGUUAACAACAGGCAUUGGCUACUACUUCCUUCAUGUGGCUCUGACUGUUACAGCCUUAGUGGAGACUGGAGAAGGGCUCGGUGAAUGGCUGAAUCCAAAAGUGAAUUGGGGAUGCAUAAAUGAGUUACAAGUAUUUUACUAGUAGUUUGGUUAUAAUACAGUAUAAGCCAGGAUUAUUAGUUAUACUUGGGGAUAGCAGUUCUGGCACAACCAUUAUUUUUCACGAGUAGAUGUGUCAGUUAAAAUACUACUUAAUGAAAGAAAUUAGAGUAUAGUAGCAGCAUAGCGCUCAGUUCUUAGUGCACAGUAGCAAGUCAGUAUUCAGCUUAUCUACCAAGUAAAAACCACAAAGUCCUUAUAGAUAGCUUUCUACAUGUGUCAGAACAGGCAAUUAUAUAGCAUGUGCAUUAGAAAAAAAAGCGUGAAGAAUUUUUAGAUGGGAUACCCAAAACCUGAACUCUGUGGCCAUACCUUCAGGACCAGCUCAACCACGGGAGAGCUUAGAGCUCUGCCCACCCACUACCAACCUCUACAGCAUGCACGUUUUGUCUCUCCUCUUGGCCAUCAGGAAGUUGCAAGGUGUUAUAUUCUUUUCUGUGUAAUAUGCAUUUUUGCCUCAUACAGUGAAAGAUAAUUAAAGGCUGAACAAGUGAGGGUUUUUCCCCUGCUCCUCCACAUUUGGAAACUAUGAUUCCUUCACCUGCAUGUUCACAGGACUGGAAGAUCACCUGGACUACAUCCCCUGAAAGAACGCAACCAUGCUGUUCCAGGUGGCAACAAAGAUCUUCCUAAGUAGUUCAGUUUGAGGAGAUGCAAGAUCAUCUGUAGCAAAUGAAGCUUGUCGCUGGUGCAGAAGUGUAUUUUCUCCUGAGAGCUGAGGGGUGUGUUGGCUGCCAGAAGGGUACAUCUUUGGUGUUGGCUUGCCCAUGUUUCUCAGUCAAUUCAGAAUUUCAUUGCUUUGAAGCAUUUAAAUGGAAUUCUUCUGCAUUAUUAGAACAGAAAUGCACAGGUGGGGGUCUCUUUACAUUCCCUGGGACAAAGCUCUGCCAUCAUUACAUCCUUUAGAAGACUUCUCUCAGAAGUAGUAGGUACUUUUGAGGUGAUUGGGGAUCCAAUUUUUGACAACAUAAAUGUAAAUCUAUUGCUAAAACUUUAGCUAGCUUUGAAACUUUCUCUCUAAGGACAGAGGUCAGAAGGUGUUGAAAAUACCCAAAGGUAUUGUUGUGUGUAUGACAUGUGCACACCAGGCCUGUGUGAGUUCAGAUCAUCUCAUCUUGUUCUGUGACUGCAAUUCACUUGUGCAAAUAUAAUCAAUAAAAUUGUGUUUAGUAAAGGAUUCUCUGAAGUGAGAAUACUCUUAUAUUGAUGCUGAAGUUGUUCUUAGCUUUUUGUUUUGCCAGUCCAACUUCUAGCCUACUUUAAAAAAAUGCUGGUUUCAAGUCUAUUCAAAUACGUGAUUUUGUUUGUUCUUGGAAAGUACUCCUAUCUUUUUACCUGUGUGUAUGAGUUUGAGGAGGAAGCUUUCAGAGCUGGCUAUUAUACAGCAGGAUCCUAAAACAGAUUCAUUCAGUUUAGCAUAUACAGACAGGUGUCUUAACGUAGACACUGCUAUAUAUAUCUUACACGUUAGCCUGCUCUUCUUUCCAUGCAUUGUUCAAGUCAUUUAGUGACCC
Molecule: messenger RNA, 7538 nt
Organism: Gallus gallus (chicken)
Lineage: Eukaryota; Metazoa; Chordata; Aves; Galliformes; Phasianidae
Gene: CHRNB3
Product: cholinergic receptor nicotinic beta 3 subunit
Exons: 7
Coding region: 4394-5761 (455 amino acids)
Biological process (GO): signal transduction; regulation of membrane potential; monoatomic ion transmembrane transport
Cellular component (GO): postsynaptic membrane; neuron projection; synapse
Molecular function (GO): acetylcholine-gated monoatomic cation-selective channel activity; transmembrane signaling receptor activity
Source: RefSeq, a predicted model, not a curated record